Molecule: messenger RNA, 867 nt
Organism: Neopelma chrysocephalum (saffron-crested tyrant-manakin)
Lineage: Eukaryota; Metazoa; Chordata; Aves; Passeriformes; Pipridae
Gene: ZNF740
Product: zinc finger protein 740
Exons: 4
Biological process (GO): regulation of transcription by RNA polymerase II
Cellular component (GO): nucleus
Molecular function (GO): RNA polymerase II cis-regulatory region sequence-specific DNA binding; DNA-binding transcription factor activity, RNA polymerase II-specific
Source: RefSeq, a predicted model, not a curated record
CCCCGGCAGCGCCGCAAGCGGGUUCCCAGCGCCGAGGGACCCCCGAGCUCAUCCCGCCGCUCCCAGUCCCAGAUGGUGGUGAUCGAGCAAAACGGGUCCUUCCAGCUCAAGAACUUCAUCUGCGACCACUGUUUUGGGGCCUUUCGGAGCAGUUACCACCUCAAACGGCACAUCCUCAUCCACACCGGGGAGAAGCCCUUUGAGUGCGACGUGUGUGACAUGCGCUUCAUCCAGAAGUACCACCUGGAGCGGCACAAGCGGGUGCACAGUGGGGAGAAGCCCUACCAGUGCGAGCGCUGCAUGCAGAGUUUCUCCCGCACGGACCGGCUCCUGCGGCACAAGCGGAUGUGCCAGGGCUGCCAGGGCAAGACCCCCCCUGACUCCCAGCUCCUGCUGUGAAAUUCUAGGAAUUCUGGGAAUUCUGGGGGUGCUGGAGGAAGGGGGAGCCUCCCUCCUGCACCCCCCACCCUCUGCAUCCUCUGCUUCACCCGGAUUUUUCACCCUGAGCUGAGAACUCCUAAAAAAACCUGGAGCGUUCCCAGUGUGAAAAACUCGGAGCUUUCCCACCCUUCUGGCCUAAAAACUGGGAUAAUGAGCCCAAAAAUCCUCCUGGAAUCUUCAAGCUGUGCCCUCCUCAUCGUUGGAUCCCUAAAUCCACCCCACAUUCCCCCAUAGGACAGACUGGGAGCCCCCAAACUGCCCCAAAUCCCAGCAGGUUUGGGGUACCUAGGACACAGGUAGGAGGGUUUCGCUGGGAAUGACAUCUACAAUCCUGCUUUUCUGGGGGGAAAAAGGAGGAAAACUGAGGAUUUUGGGGGGUGUCUCGGCUUCGGAGGGGUAGCAAAUUCCCCCUUUUUAUGGAAAACA